GCAUAUUAAUUUGGAAAUAAAUUUUCGCAAUUCAUACUGGGUUAAUGUGGUUGCCUACCCUACAUUUUGACAGCCUUAUUUUUGUGGUUAUGUUAUAUAUAAACAAAAACGCUAAAAAAUUCCAAAUUUUAUGUUUUUUCCUUCAAAAUGAUGUCUGAUGAAUCGGAAAACGAUGGUAUAUUUGAGGACAACAAUGAACAUGAUGUGUACUAUAAAAAAUAUAAGUUGUUACUUGAAGAAUGUGCAGAGAUCCAAAAGGCGAAUGAAAUUCUUGUGUUCAGGAUACAAGAAGUGAAUAAAAUAGUUAAGAAAAGACACAAAGAAGUACAAUUCUUCAAAAAAAGGUUGUUGCAACACUACGGUGAAGAUUGGUCUGUGAUUCCGAAUACUGAUUUGGUCAAAGAAGAACCACACGGUAGUAAAUCCAACGUUGUGGUGAAAACUGAGAAGAUAAAGGAAGAGAAAUUCGAUGAUUACGAAGAGAAACCGGAGAAAACGAGAAACAGAAGACCGGUAAAACGUAAAACAUUGAAAACUGAAAAAGACCCAAACGCUCCUAAGAGGCCUUCCAAUCCCUUUUUUCAAUUUUGCCAAGAGCAGAGGCCGAUUCUGAUGGAGGAGUUGAAUUCGAACCUGAAGCCUGGCGAAGUUGAACCUUCAAAACAGGAAUUGACGAGGCAACUGGCUGUGAGGUGGAAAACUUUGUCUGUUAAUGAUAAGAGGGUUUAUGUGGAUAUGUAUGAAAAAUCUAAAGAAAAAUAUGCUGCUGAAAUGUCUGAGUACAAAAUGAAGAACUGAUGUGAAUUGAAUACAAAGACUCUUGAAUAGAAGAAAUGUUAUAAUUUGAGUACAAUAAAAUGUUGACCUUUUAUUUGGAAGAGGUAGAUAAUUAUGCAGAAGAGAGCUUAUCAGUUUGUUGAUAAGAGUUGAUAAAAGAGAAUAUUCUAUUGUUUCUAGUCGAUAUUUCCAUGCAUUAUUGAUUCAAGAUUUCUAUUUAUUAUCUCUAGUAGAGGGGCAUAUUGUCUUGAGUCUUUCCUGAAUAAUGGUUUAUAAAAAAAGGCUUGAAUAGAAGAGUUCUGAAUACUCAAAAGAUUUAUUUCUUUAUUUUCAUAUGUUUCUAAGAAAUUGUUUAUGAGCAUACUGUAUAUAAAAACUUCUGUUAAGUUCAUAGGUCUGUGCAUUAGAUGAUCAUUUAUUACGUCAUCGUCUGUGUCAUAUAAGAUAAUAUUCAAUUUGUGGAUAAACACGGAUUUCAAUAAUA
Molecule: messenger RNA, 1261 nt
Organism: Coccinella septempunctata (seven-spotted ladybird)
Lineage: Eukaryota; Metazoa; Arthropoda; Insecta; Coleoptera; Coccinellidae
Product: high mobility group protein B1-like
Exons: 4
Coding region: 148-798 (216 amino acids)
Molecular function (GO): transcription cis-regulatory region binding
Source: RefSeq, a predicted model, not a curated record